Chaetomium strumarium is the source of this 1799-nucleotide messenger RNA. RefSeq lists its product as uncharacterized. The coding region runs from base 275 to 1345 and encodes 356 amino acids. Gene Ontology annotation, biological process: protein ubiquitination. The record is from RefSeq and is a predicted model, not a curated record. Lineage: Eukaryota; Fungi; Ascomycota; Sordariomycetes; Sordariales; Chaetomiaceae. The transcript is spliced from 2 exons. Gene Ontology annotation, cellular component: cytoplasm. Gene Ontology annotation, molecular function: ubiquitin protein ligase activity.
CGAUGACAGGAGACCGACUGCUCUUUAUUAUUAUUAAACUCAGCAAGAUGCCUACUGGUCUCGGUUUCCUGUUCACUUUCCUCACAAACAACAUCUCAAUUGAUCGACACCUACACUUCUGGCCAAAGCUGCAAGUGCAGGAUCACUUUGCAGCUUGCAUCGGUUCGCCGGCCUAAUCAGCAACUCUUACUAAAGACAACAUUCCUCCCGCAUAAGGCCAGUCCACGCAAGGUGCUGCUGAGCUCGGUUCUCCCCGACACACACACCGAUCACAAUGGCCGACCAAGGACGUCAUGAAGACAUGUAUUGCCACGCCUGCCAUCACCAAUGGCGAAGGCAAGGCAACGGCAUGGAAUGCCCGGCUUGUGGCUGCAUGUCAACGGAAAUAAUUGACUCUCAACAUGACCCACGAAACUUCCACAACCGGCAACGGACUGCCGUAAAUUCCGACCCUCUCCCUGCACCGCACAUCUCAGACACAUCCUCGACUUCCACUGUUUCCAGUCCGCCUUCUCAGCCCGGCCUCGAAGGAGCGAAUUCAAGUAGCACCGCACAGCACACGAGUGGUAGCACGCCACAGCCUGCCGCCACAAGGAUCCAGAUCUCACCGGUUACCUUCGUAUCGUUCAGCGUCCCGCUAUCUUCUAUGCCGCAGGGGUCUCAGGUGCCGCCGCCGACACAUCCUGAGGUGUUUGACACGCAAAUCUUCCCCUUCGUCAUUACCUUUUCUCGGCCGCCAACAACGAACACAAGCUCAACAAACCCGACGACUCAUGACCAAAAUAACGAGCAGACAAAUAACCAGCACAGCGAGACCCAGCAGAGUGAUGCUCAGGCGCAACAACCUUUGCAACCCGGCAUAGAUGCCUGGUUCCAACACGUCCCAUCCUUGUUCUUCAGACUCAUGUCAACCGGGCAUCUCUUCAACCCGGCCAACGCCAUCUUCGGCGACGCGGUCUACUCACAGGAGGCGCUCGACCGCAUCAUCUCACAGCUGCGCGAGCAGGAGGCUGCGGGCGGGGCUCCGCCGGCAUCGCAGGCCGCCAUCGACCGGCUGCAGACGAAGGAGCUAGACGACAAGAUGCUUGGCGUCUGCUCCAAGUGCGUCAUCUGCGUAGACGACCUGCUGAAGGGCGAGAAGGCGGCCGUGUUACCCUGCGACCAUUUCUUCCACGGCGAGUGUGUGACGCCGUGGCUGAAACAGCACAACACCUGCCCUGUGUGCAGGAGGUCCAUCGAGGUGGAGAGGGAUGAGGGGAAGAACGUUAAGACUGCUGGUAUGAGCCCUUCCGCGCCUCAGUCGGAGGCGAGGAACGGUGCUUCGGAUGCGAUGAACUGCUCAUGAGAGAGCAGGUUGGGAAACGAGGGUUUUGAUUUGCAUUUUCGGGCGAUGGACAUGAUACCUAUUUGAUUCAUUCUGGUUCCAGGAGUCGAAGGCGGCUUCAACAUCCACAUCCGACUCUUGUCCUUGAAGGAAAUGAGCAGUCACGGCAGGAUGGAGGGCGUAAAUGGCUGGCAUGGGGAUCUUUUAAUUCGGGAUACGGCAUGAGGGCGGCGGUUUGAUUUAAGUUUGGGCGUUGAGCAUGAUCAUAGUGGGCAUUUUCACAGGAUGAGCUGGCCGGAAGGGCCCCGGACUUUGACGAGUUUGAGUCGUCUAUGUGCGGAGCGUGGUGUGCCCUCGACGGCCGAACCAUGGCAGUUCAUUGUCUACGGCGCAGCAUGAUCGAUCGAGACAUAAUAGGAAUAGAGCAAUGACUAAAGUACAGGACUAGGAUUCACUCACUACCAGGUAGUUAGGG